AUGGUUGUUGACGAAAGUAUGUCUUUCGUUACUGCUGGUGGAAAGGUACUUAAAUCGUCAGCUAAAGGAAAAUUGGAUUUGUAUAUUGGACAUAAUUAUAUAUUAACAAUUGAAAACGUUUAUUAUAUUGAUGAUCUCACCACAAAUCUUAUCUCUUUAAGUGACAUCACAAAGUUUGGACAUAGAGCCAUCUUCGAAGGCGUAAGCCUUAGUCUUGAAAAGGACAACUCUAAGCAUCUAAUUGUUGCUGAAUUUGAUCCGGAAACAAGAUUAUAUAUUGGUAUUUCAGGUAUAGUUCCUUCAUUGGUCGAAACCAAAGAAAGGAACAAGUGUGUGAAAAAUAAAACAAGAACAAAUUUGGAAUGUGAUAUUCUUGCUGUAAAGCAACUUGUUGAUUUAAAAUUUCCACAAUACAUAGCGAAUAGCAAUGACAAGAAAGAUCUUUUCUACUAUCACUUACAAACAAACCACAUGAGUUUGCGGGCAUUAGAUCAACUAAUUGAUCAAGGAAAAAUUUCUGCGAAACGGAACGGUCCAGAAGCAAGAAAUAAAGUACUGAAUUGCAUACAUUGUAAGGCAGUGAAUAGCAAAAAAGAUAUCACACAAUAG
Candida dubliniensis CD36 is the source of this 609-nucleotide messenger RNA. RefSeq lists its product as uncharacterized. The coding region runs from base 1 to 609 and encodes 202 amino acids. The record is from RefSeq and is a predicted model, not a curated record. NCBI's taxonomy places the organism in Eukaryota, Fungi, Ascomycota, Pichiomycetes, Serinales, Debaryomycetaceae. The transcript has a single exon.